Messenger RNA from Anoplopoma fimbria (sablefish), 1172 nucleotides. It is a transcript of the gene mcrip1, whose product is annotated as MAPK regulated corepressor interacting protein 1. The coding region runs from base 187 to 483 and encodes 98 amino acids. The record is from RefSeq and is a predicted model, not a curated record. NCBI's taxonomy places the organism in Eukaryota, Metazoa, Chordata, Actinopteri, Perciformes, Anoplopomatidae. The transcript has 5 exons.
UUUCCCGGAAAUGAUUGGUUGGCAUUGGCAACGUUUUAGCUAACGGCGUACAGCGUCUCUAAAUAAAGAAACCGAAAGGAAGGGUUGUUCAAAAAGAAAGAACUCAGCUGAGGACUUCUGAACCUUUUUAUUCUUCACAUCCACUCACCAUAGAGGAGCCAGGAGCGAGUACAGACUGCAAACAGAAUGACCAGCUCAUCUGCUCCCAGGAUGGUGAAUAGUUACAAGCGGACUUCUAGCCCCCGAUCCCCAACAAACAGUGGGGAGCUUUUCACCCCAGCACAUGAGGAAAACGUGCGCUUUAUUCAUGAUACCUGGCAGUGUGUUCUCCGAGACAUCAGAUCAACACAAAAUAGUGAACGUAAUGACCGUGGACCACAGGAGUACGUGGAGAAGAACCCAAACCCUAACCUACAUUCUUUCACACCAGUGGACCUAAGCGACCUCAAGAAACGCAACACACAGGACUCCAAGAAGUCCUAGUCUUUCUCAUGAUGAUCCUGUCGCUUCUUUCCACCCAUUAUCCUCGAGAACUUUUCCUCCAUCAGCCAGAAAGUCAGCCCUGUUGGCCAGUCUAGCACAGAAUGCCAAUCUCAUUUAUCAACUCUGGACCAUAGCAAUGCGUGUCUCUUUCUUUGCCCUCUACAACUGACGACGAAGAGAAGAACCAGGAAUCCAGGGAGCACAAAUCCUCUCGUCUCUUGGUUCAUGUUUUUUUAAGUCAAUAAAUGUUCAUGUACAUUCUUUAUGUGAAUGGGACUGAUGCAGACUUUCAUCAAAAUUUGCCGACAUCUGAUGCUGAGGUACAAACUGUCAACACUCUCCACAGGACACAAAAGACUGCAGUCUUAAAUAAAACCCUUUUCUUUACUACUGCUACUUAUAUGACUUUGGAGGAAAAUAUGAAAGGGCUGACCUCUUCUUUUUUUUUUGUUUUUUUGGAAGAUAAUAUGAUCAGUAAAUUGUAGAAGUAAAGGAAUCGUCACAUUGGGUAUAAACUUUAUGGGCAAGUUUUGAAAGCCAAAUGCAAUGUAGAAGGCCAACAUUUUUAUUAUAUAUUUUCUUGCCCUCAAAUGGACUUUACCAAGUAGAGACCUCCCCGAGUAUGCUGCCCUUAGUUAACCCCCCCCUACGCCUUGAAACAAAAUGUUGAAUAAAAGACUUUUACAGUA